Molecule: messenger RNA, 3387 nt
Organism: Alosa alosa (allis shad)
Lineage: Eukaryota; Metazoa; Chordata; Actinopteri; Clupeiformes; Clupeidae
Gene: abcf1
Product: ATP-binding cassette, sub-family F (GCN20), member 1
Exons: 27
Coding region: 150-2768 (872 amino acids)
Molecular function (GO): ATP hydrolysis activity; ATP binding
Source: RefSeq, a predicted model, not a curated record
GAAAAUCGGCACAGGCCGCCGCAUGCGAUUCGCAUUAGCUAGCAUCCCUGCGCAGUUUUACUGGCUGGUGGUCUCCCCAGUGGUCCGACAAGUAUAUUAAAAUACAGUAACAGUUCUCCCAAGACCGUUACAAUAUUUAAGGACUGAAAAUGCCCAAGAAAGCUAAGGAAGUGGAACUGUGGGAAGGAGAUGAAGUUGAAACGACAGAAAAAGAAAAAACAGUCAAGAAAGGAAAGAAAGACAAGAAGGGGAAAAAGAGCUUUUUUGAGGAGCUGACAUCAGAUACUAAACCAGAACAAGAGGAUGAACCUGUCAAAGAAAGUCAUUCAAAACAACCUCAGAAGAAAAAGAAGGACAGGCGAAAAGGUAAAGGAGGAAAUGCAGAUGAGGACGACGAAGAUGUUAUGGAGAAGCUGAAAAAGCUGUCGGUACAAGCCAGUGAUGAGGAUGAAGAGGAGGUUGUGGUUCCUAGCAAAGGCGCAAAGAGAAAUAAGGGAGGCAACAUAUUUGCUGCCCUUAGUCAAGGACAAAGUGACGACGACAACGAUGAUGAGGAUGCAGGAGAUGACAAUGAUGAAGAGGAAGAAAAACCAUCAAAAAAGAAAGAAUCUGUGGAAGUGCCAAAGGGCAAGAAAAAAGAUAAGCCUAAGUCGAAGAAGAACAAGGAUGCAUCCGAGGACGAGCAGGAGGACAGUGAGAAAAAAGAUGACGAGAAGAAGGCCAUGAGGAAGAACAAGAAGGCAGUAGCCAAAACAUCUAAGUCUCCAGAAGUUGAUGAGGAGGAUGAAGCGGAAACGUCACAGAAGAAAGGCAAGAAAGAACAGCCCAUGAAAGGCAAGCCAAGUCAAGCCAAGUCAAGUAAAGAUGACAAUGAAGAGGAGGAGCAGGAUGAAGAUAACAGUGAUGGGGACGACACACUGAUGAGUGCAGAAGAUGCCCUGAGAGAACAGCUGGAGAAAGAAAGGGGUGAGGACCCCUACGCUAACAUGAGCAAAAAGGAGAAGAAGAAGAAGAAGAAAAUGAUGGAGUAUGAGAGGCAGGUGGCCAGUGUGCGCGCUCAGAAUGCUUCAGAGGGAGACUUCUCAGUCUCAGUGGCAGAGAUGUCUUCCAGGCAAGCCAUGUUAGAGAACGCUUCUGACAUCAAGCUGGAAAGAUUCAGUAUAUCGGCUCAUGGAAAGGAGCUCUUUGUAAACGCUGACCUUCUGAUUGUUGCCGGAAGGCGGUAUGGUUUAGUUGGACCAAAUGGAAAAGGAAAGACCACACUUUUGAAGCACAUUGCCAAUAGAGCCCUCAGCAUCCCACCUAAUAUUGAUGUACUUCUUUGUGAACAAGAGGUGAUCGCUGACGACACCCCGGCUGUACAGGCCGUGCUGAAGGCAGACACGCGGCGACUCAAACUUCUGGAGGAGGAGAGACAACUGCAGAAUCUGUUAGAAAAAGGAGAUGACAGCGUCUCUGAAAGGCUUGAGAAGGUCUACGAGGAGUUGAGGGCCAUCGGAGCUGCCGCCGCUGAGGCCAAGGCUCGCCGGAUCUUGGCUGGUCUGGGCUUCACGUCCGAGAUGCAGAACCGACCCACCAAGAAGUUCUCCGGAGGCUGGAGGAUGAGAGUCUCCCUGGCCAGGGCUCUCUUCAUGGAACCAACGUUGCUGAUGCUGGACGAGCCCACCAAUCAUCUGGAUCUGAACGCUGUCAUCUGGCUAAAUAAUUAUCUCCAAGGCUGGAAGAAGACUCUUCUUAUUGUUUCCCACGACCAGAGUUUCUUGGAUGAAGUCUGUACAGAUAUUAUUCACUUAGACUACCAGAAGCUCUAUUACUACAGAGGAAACUACUUGACCUUCAAGAAGAUGUAUGUCCAGAAACAGAAGGAGCUUCUGAAACAGUAUGAGAAACAGGAGAAGAAACUCAAAGACCUAAAAGCUGGAGGGAAGUCCACUAAACAGGCUGAGAAGCAGACUAAAGAGGCUCUGACAAGGAAGCAGCAGAAGGGCAAGAAGAAGGGCCUGGAGGAGGAGAGUCACGAGGCCCCAGAGCUGCUCAAGAAGCCCAGGGAGUACACGGUCAAGUUCACCUUCCCCAACCCACCACCCCUCUCGCCACCCAUCCUCGGCCUGCACGGUGUUGACUUCACCUAUUCUGGCCAGAAGCCGCUAUUUAAGAAUGUGGACUUUGGUAUUGAUAUGGAGUCCAGAAUUUGCAUAGUUGGACCUAAUGGAGUAGGAAAGAGUACGUUGCUGCUGCUCUUGACUGGAAAAUUGACUCCUACGAAAGGAGAGAUGAGAAAGAACCACCGUUUGAAAGUGGGCUUCUUUAACCAGCAGUAUGCUGAUCAGCUGAACAUGGACGAGGCAGCCACAGAGUACCUCCAGAGGAACUUUAACCUGCCCUAUCAGGACAGCAGGAAAUGCCUGGGCCGCUUCGGCCUGGAGAGCCAUGCGCACACCAUCCAGAUCUCCAAACUGUCUGGAGGUCAAAAAGCGAGAGUGGUGUUUGCUGAGCUGGCAUGCAGACAACCUGAUGUCCUGAUCCUGGAUGAGCCCACAAAUAACUUGGAUAUUGAAUCAAUUGAUGCCUUGUCUGAUGCUAUCAAUGAAUACAAAGGAGCUGUGAUCAUUGUGAGCCACGACGCCCGUCUGAUCACGGAGACCCAGUGUACGAUGUGGGUGGUGGAGGACCAGUCGGUCAACCAGAUUGACGGCGACUUUGACGAAUACAAGCGCGAGGUGCUUGAGGCCCUGGGAGAGACACUUGUACACCAACCCAAAGUCUGAUCCUAGAACUGAAGACCCAAGACUGCAAAAACAACAGCAAAAAAUAAAGCCCUUCAAUAAAAACUCUGGCCAUACAACUGACUAUGUGCUAGUGUGCACUUGAAUGCUUUGCAAUUGAAAUAUCCAAGGUUCUCUUGAUGUGUAUUCUGGCUUUGAAGAUGACCCGAGUUAUAGUCGGAGUCAAGUAUGGUUGAGAGAACCAAAAAGCCAGGCCAGGAAAAAGUGUGCAACUUAACCAAAAACAGGCUGAACAGAUAUGUUUUGUGACUAAAGAUGUAGUUAAAUUACUUAAGCUGUUAAGAGAGUGGAGUGUGUAAUGUACCAUAGCACACUCCUCAGUUUACCUCCAUGAUGAGCUGUCUGAAUUCACCAGUGUUUAACACAUAGAAUAAUUGUACAUGAGUGUUCAGUGGGGAAUUGAGACCUCAGGGGACAUUGGCCAAAUCAUGUGUUUGAAGUCGGUCUUAAAAGAUUAGAUUCACAAGUAGUUACAUACAUUGGUCAGCCUUGGAUAUGGAUAUUAAUACAUAGCUCUAAUGAACAUCAACCACACCCUGUGAUGUGGGUGUGUUGCAAAAUAUUCAAUAUUGUUAAAGGAAAUAAAAUGGAUUUUGCAUCA